CUCAGGGCGCACCACGUCACCAAGGUCAACGCCGAGCAGCGAGUAUCGUCUGCGAAGGGCGAGAAGCAGCAACAGAAGGCUCAGCAGGCGCUCGAGCAAGCGCUCAAGGCAGACCGACCGCCUCGUAAAGCUUUCAUGUGCUUUGACAUGAGCACGCGCUGUCCCGUGGGGGCGCUCCAGCACGUGUCCCAGAAGUACCAGAAAUAAUACAUCGCAGGCUUCAUGCUGGACUGCUUGGCGCCUCAGACAGUCCGCGUUGCUGGGGGCAUCUACAAGAUGAGCUUCAGGCAAUCCACCGCGGAUCAGCCGGUUGACCUUCCGGACAACGAGGACGUGCAGAAGGUCGAUCCGAUCGCCGCCCAGGCGAUGCAGAAGGUGCUCUCUGCUUACAUGGAGGACGAGGACGCCGAAUCCGACGAAUCCAGCGUGGCUGCGGAUGAGAAGGACAUUCAGGAAGCCAAUGACGCCGAGAUCGCAGCUGCCAUGGAGCUGGAGGAGCAAGAGCAUGAAGCCACCGAUGAGGCAUGCGAGGAGUCUCAUUCAGACGACGAGUCGGACAUUGACGAAGACAUGAGAAUGUUCAAGGACGCCCUGAAGACAGCCGGAAAAACGGCUCCCGGGUUCUUCAAUGAACUGGGAUUUCUGGCCUGCGGGUCCACUUGGGGCUCCGUGAUGUGGGAGCCCUGCGGCUCCCAGGGCACGACGGUAGUUGUUCGUGUCGGAGACACCUGCAAGCGCAUGAGCGCGGAGCGCACAGAGGAAGUAGGCUUGCCCGCCGGCAUGCCAGCGGGGUCGAGGGUCGUCAAGCGCGAGAUUAUCGGCACGGACGGUGCCGUUACAUUGCGCUACAGGGCGUAUCUGAAUCACCCGAUGGUCAAAGCGGUGCGCGGCACGGGCAGUUUUACAUCGACUGGCGGCGAUGAGGCCAAGGAGAAGUGCAUCCAGUGGCUUCGUGAGACGGACGAGCUCAUGCGCCUGUGGGUUCUUUCCACCUGCCCCCUAUAGUCCCACUCUCCUGCCAGCCUCGGCUGUAGAGGCCAUAUUGCUCCUGAAGUGUCGCCUAUGCGACAGGCACUAAUACACCUCUCCGCCUUUCCCCUCCCCUGCUUUCUCUCAGACGCAGGGACCUUCUGCCAACCAUUUGAUGCGGUAAGCGCUCAUCUGGUAUCAGGCUACGUCCGUGCUCUUUUGCUCCUUCCCCCCAUGGCUGCAUCCUCCCAGCCCAGUGCCUCUUGCCUAUCGCGCUUCUGCGCACUUUGCCACUCCCCGAGUUAUUUUUGUAGGGGCAUGCGAAGUGGCUUGAGCUGCAGUGACAGCUGUGACAUAGCAGCCUUGCUUCUCCCAUGGCGUCGUUUCGCGUGGCCACCGUUCGCUUCGAUGAAGCAUAUAGCCUCUUCGCCUCCUGGCACAAGGCCAGGGCCAGGCAAUCUAGGUUGCCCACGACGGUCUGCGGUAUGCCCGCCUGUCGCUGGAAGUGUGGUGGCUCUCUUAGGGAACCAUCGCUACUUUUGCCUUACCAUCAGCGGGCGGUGCCCAUAGAUGGGGGCACGCAUUUGUGCUUGGCCGCUGGGGAUCGGGCACGCUCGCGUCAAUUGCGAUGUUUUGCAGUUUGGGAGCUGCUCGCUUCAGCGAAAAAUCCUCCCUUCCCUCCCUCCCGAUCUCUGUGCGAUCGCGCAUUGUAACCUGUCGGAGGAUGCCCCUCCCCUCGAACUGUCUCGCGGCAUUCGCUGGUCUGUUUCAGCUAUUGUGUCGGAUAUUCAGGCGCGCUGGGCUUGUUGUUUACAUGAGGGUCGUUGUCCAGACCACCCCAGAACAGGCCCAAGAUGAGCCCAAGAGCCUUGGUUUUACCGCGCAGUUCUCCUCCACGCGACACAAAGGCGUACGAGGAGGAUUUUGUUGUUCUGCACCCCUCCUCCACGCGGCAAUCCGCGCACGAGAGGGAUUUGCGAGGAAUUUGUUGUUCUGCACCCCUCCCCCACGCGGCAAUCCGCGCACGAGGGGGAUUUACCAUUCUGCAGCCCUCUUCAUCCGCUGCACGGUUGAGCGCAUCAGCAGGCUCGCCACAUAUUGAACCCGCGCGAGUUGAACGGAGUGGAUGGGCCACGGCGUC
Prorocentrum cordatum is the source of this 2110-nucleotide messenger RNA. The record is from the annotation of a GenBank genome assembly. NCBI's taxonomy places the organism in Eukaryota, Dinophyceae, Prorocentrales, Prorocentraceae.